Halichondria panicea is the source of this 9629-nucleotide messenger RNA. RefSeq lists its product as uncharacterized. The coding region runs from base 62 to 9439 and encodes 3125 amino acids. Lineage: Eukaryota; Metazoa; Porifera; Demospongiae; Suberitida; Halichondriidae. The transcript is spliced from 5 exons. The record is from RefSeq and is a predicted model, not a curated record. Gene Ontology annotation, molecular function: RNA binding.
CACUCCACAUGGACUUGGAACUCUGGACUUGGAGAAGAUGAUGAACGGUUCUAGGUAAAGAAUGAGUGACUUCCUCGACCACACUGACCGUCCAAAGAUUGCCUGGUCCAAGACACUUAGCAAUCUCACUGCUAGCAAUAUAACUCCUUCACCUGCGUCAACAUUGUCCUCUGGUCCUACCAAACCUCGUAACCAAGUUUCCCGCAAGUUGGCCGCACAAUUGGCAGCAGCUGCAGGAUAUUCAGAUGUUGAAAAACUUUCUGAAGCUGCUUCAAAGGGCGACAUAGACAGCUGGGACCCAAGAACAUUCGAUCACGAGUCGCGCUCGUUCAAUUCGUAUGAGGAGGGUGGUCUUGGCUCAGUCAUGCAGAACUGCAAGGAGUCUGGCCCCAAAACCGUCAACCUCUAUGUUGGUAAAAUACCAGCCACCCUCACCAAGGAGGGUCUUCGUAAACUCUUCUCAAGGGCUGGGAAAGUGAACCGUGUUUUUCUCAACAACCCCAAGACUGGGCAAAACCUCACCUUUGGGUUUGUCGAAUUCAAUACAAUCAAAGAAGCAGCUUCAGCAAUUCAAUUACUACACAAUUUCGAUAUUGGCAACGAUGACCGCCUUGUUGUCAAGAUAUCCGAAACACACGAACAGAAAGAAGCCAGACUUUCAAGACGAACAAAUUCACUUGCUUCUCACGUCCCCUCAUUUGACGAUACUGAGUGUGAUUCUAUCACUGACAAUACUCAUGAUAACCCCCUCCUACCACAAUACAAGUCGCUGUCCCUACGGAGUCCCGGAAAACCAAAUCCAGCUUUCGACAGUAUUGUAGGCACACAGAGGUCCCCGGCAGGUGGGGCUACUAGCCUGAAAGCUAUGUCCAGUGCAUUUGAGCAGGAACCAAAUGAGAAAGUGUGUGAAAGAGCCUCUUCUGUGAAUUCGACUCGAAUUAACGAUUAUCUUCCCUGCCAUGUGUGUGACACAUCCACUUUCAAUCGUUGCUCGUUGUGCAAGACAGCUUAUUGUUGCCUACGCUGUCAAACCCAAGACUGGCCAAAGCAUCAAUCGGAGUGCAAGCUAAUCCAACUCGAGGGGAACGUUGGUUCUGUUGACCCUCCAACCCCACCCAGACCCUGUACCCCCCCACUUCAUAAAACAAGCAAUGGUCUACUUAGAGACGAUUCUAGUGACAGUUUCGAUGAGCUAUAUGUCGAUGAAGAUGUCAAGUAUCAGCAACUCAAAAACGAAUUUAGUUUCGAACAGAAAAAUGUGGAUACUCAAAACAAGCCUGCGGAGGCUACGACACCUUCUACUGAAGCUGCGAUUAUGCAAAUCCCAUCUGCAUUUGCACCGGUUACUGCUGCAGCUACACCUUCUUUUGAGAGUGAGCUUUUCCAGAAUCCUUCCAAAAACCGUUACAAAGAGGCUGAAGGAGUUCCUUUGCAAGCUAUUCUACCCCAAUUCGACCUGGUGGCUCAGCCGUUGCCGUCUAUUUCCCUCAGGGAUACCGAGCUUCCCGAAGAUUUUCCUGUGAUUGUUACAGCGUAUUGCGAUGUUUCACACUUUAGUGUUAUUCCAGCCUCAGUUGAAACUCUCCAAGCGUUCCUUAAAAUAAAAGAUUUCGGUGAUAGGUCUGAUUUCAGUCCCGAAUACUCUUCAACUAUUGGUACGAUUUGUGGGUACAAAGAUGAAAGUGGAACCUUCUAUAGACUAAAGAUUAUCCACACACCAACACAAACUGUUGAUCUUUAUGACACUGGUUACAGAGCCAUUCUCCCGUUCACUUCAUUCGUUAAACUCCCCGAUGAACUUAUCUCCAUCCCGAGUCUGUAUAAAAGGUGCUCCCUCAAUGAUCUGCGACUAAACCCUGAAGUGCCUGGUGGAGUCGAGUAUCUCAAAGAAUUAAUCGAUCUAAAACCUGUACUCAUAAAUAGCGCCAACCUAUACAGUAGCAAUGACAUGCAGAUCCUCUGUUGUUGCAUAUCCACUUUGGACAAGCUGGUCGACAUUCAUGGCAAAAUUGCUGCCAGUCAAUUCUGUACAAAGAAGAACUAUAAUAACAAUUCCAACAUGUCAAAUCCACGGUCUCUUAAUAAACUAGCACUCGAUUCAAACCAAUCUGGACACAGAUCACCUUUUGGCACGGCUCAAAAUACAUCGACUCCUGGGCAGCCAUCGGUCAAUGGUGGCACACUUUACAAACCAGUCCAAAUGGCAUGCAAGGUCCCUUUUCACUGCCCACCUUUCAACGAAACUUUGACCAUCAUCCCCAGGGUUGUCCUAAACCCAAACAUGAUAUGGGCUCAAACUAUUCACAAGAACUUUUCCAAUUUUCACAAGCUGCAAGCUGAUGUCAAUUCCAUGUAUCAGUCGUCUGUGGAUAGUUCCUACGCACCUUCUGUUGGCGAAAUGUGUAUUGCCAAGUUCUCUAGCACCCAGUCUUUCUAUCGAGCUGAAGUGCUCUGUGUGAACCACAACGGAACGGUUGACGUGCAUUUUGUAGACUUGGGUAACCGAGAGACUGUCUCUACCGAGCAACUUCAUUACACAAUGUCCCACUUCCUCACUCUACCAAAGCAAGCGCUGAAGUUCUCCCUCGCUGGUCUGGGCCCUGCUAACACUGCACACAGCUGGAGCGAUGCAGCUGUCAUUGUAUUGAAAGACAAGAUAGUGAAUCGUCGAGUGCAAGUGAAGAUAUUGUCCGUCACGAACGAAACGUUGGAGAUUGAAAUGUACGAUCCUGAAGAUCCCUCGCUGACUAUAAACGAUUUCCUUGUACAGAGAGGACUAGGGAGUGUUAAUGUCACAUGUGUGGGCACACCCACCAUCCCUACAACACCAACUGGCAGCAUCACGGGAGUUUCCGUUAGCUCCACCGCUCAAUCACUUGCAAUGGCUUUCAAGAAAUUAGUGAGCCCUAGCGCUGACCCCAAGCAGAGUGGCGAUUAUCUUCCUUCUAUUUCUGAGUCACCUGCAGUGAUGAAUAAUGUUGCUACAGCUGGUAUUGUUAAUGGUCACCAUGUGCCACCGCACAAAGUAUCUCCGUCUAGUAUGAACGUUUCCUCUGUGGAAAAGAUGUUGUCUUUUAAUUCUUCUGAAUCAAGUGCUGCAGAGGAUCAUUUCGAGUCUUCUACCAUGGCACCCCCAAUUGAUGAAGUAAGCCCUCGUUGUAAUGGAGUACAUUCCUCUUCAGCUACAAAGUUUUCUCCUACUUUUAACGACGAACUGAUAAUCAAUUACGUUGAGCUGAAAAAGGACACGAUAUGUCAAGUGACUGUCACUCAUAUUACCAACCCAUCUGAUUUUUGGGUGCAACAGUUGAGUAAGCUAGCCGUCAACAAACUAAUGUCUUUGUACGAUAAGAUCAAGAAGACUGAACUCGUGCCUCUAACUUCUGUCUCUGCUGGUGACUUGUGUUUGUGUCGAUUUUCUGAAGACAAACAAAUUCAUAGAGCUCGUGUACAUUCUAUAGAAAACAAAACUGCUGUUGUCAUCUAUCUCGAUUAUGGUAACUCUGAAACUGUCCCGUUAAAUGACCUCUACGCAGUUAGCAGUGAAUUGACUUCGUUCAAGCAGCUAGCGACAUCGUGUACAAUCAAUAAUCUUCUCAAACCAGACGGAAAGUUGUCCAAGUGGAGCGAAAGCUCUGUUAUCUUCUUCAAAGAAAAAGCUUUUGACAAAGAAGUUGAAAUGAGAGUUGUUAAAUGUAUGGGACGCAAGCAUGUUGUCAAGAUCUUUAUCAAUACCAGUAAAGGAAAGGAAAACAUGUUGGAUUUGUUUGUUAAUAGUGGACUGGGAAAAAGAAGUGAUUUGCCAAGUGAAGAACGUAAAAGAAAGCAAAGAUCCCCUCAAAAGAACGAGUCUAAUUUCCGGCAAAGAUCCAGCCCCAGUGAGAAUAGUUCAACAACUUUUCGGACUGAUAAAAAGUUUCCUACUGAACAAAAUUCCGGCACGUUUCUUCGGCGAGACCGUUCAACUGAAGAGCCGUAUGAAAUCUCUCUAUCCAAUUCAAAACUCUCUCCUCCCCCUCAAGCACGUGUGUAUUCGAAAGUAGCCGACAUGAAAGUGGUCGAUCUUUGUGGAGAAACUGAUGUUAUGGUGUUGGAAGUCUAUCACCCUCAGAACAUUGUUGUGCAACCGGCCAGUACUGGGAAUGCUGAAUGCCUUGAUAAACUGUCCACCAGUUUGAGUGCACUCACGGUGCAACCUUCAAAGUCUGAUUUGCCUGGUGUUGGCUCUCUCUGCUGUGCUAAUUUCUCGCUGGAUGGACUUUGGUAUCGAGCGCAAGUGUUGAAACAUUCUCCGUCUGGAGCUGAGGUCUACUUCAUCGAUUAUGGUAACACGGAAACUGUUCAGGCUCAAAGUAUCACCCAGUGCCCCCAGGACGUUGCCGAUAUCCCUGUAUGUGCAGUGAAGUGUUCUCUGAAUGGAAUAUCACCUGCUCCUCCCAACACCGAGUGGCCAUCCGAAGUAGCAGCUCGUCUCAAGAUUCUGUGCUCAGAGAAAAUCCUUCACGCGAAGGUGCUCAGUGCCAAUUCUGCUAAUGGUGUGAAGAAUAUUCAAUUGUUUGAUUCUUCCAGUGGUGAUAAGAUGGACAUUGCUGCUAAUUUGAUUCAACAGAAGUUGGCUGCUCCUGUUGCUAUGGCAAGCGUUAGAAUGCCCAAAAUCUCUGAUAUUCAACAAGUUACUCUGCCCUCUGGCGUUUUCCAAGUUGCCAUUAGCCAUCUUGAAUCUCCAGCGGAGAUGUAUGUUCAGCUAGCCACUCCAGAAAAUGCUGCACUCUUGGACGAAUUUAGCACAGAUCUCAACGACAAAUUCUCAUCCAAUCCUCCCGUUCCACUGAAAACUCUCCCAUCCAAAGGAUCUCUCUGUGCUGCCAAAUUCUCUGACAAUUCCUGGUACAGAGCCGAGGUUUUAUCUGUGUCAGGCACCAGCUGUGAAGUGAGAUUCAUCGACUACGGUAACAAAGACAUGGUUGAUUUGAAGAACAUGACCUAUUGUCCUGAAGAGCUUCUGUCCGCACCUUGUUUUGCCAUCUGUUGUAAACUAACUGGAGUGGAGUCCCCCAGUUUUGACAAAACAUCCUGGACAAAAGAAUCUAUUUCACAACUCAGAAACCUAAUAUUCGAGAAAAUUGUGCAGGCUAAAGUGACUGGUACUGAUGCAUUAAACAAUUCUCCAUUGUUGAAGCUCAAGGAUCCCUCCAGUGAUACUAGUGUCGGCCAAAAGUUAGUGCAGCUCGGAUUUGCAGUGGAUUUGAAUGUCGCCAAGCAAGUAUCAAAUACUAUUCUCCCAUUAGCUACGGUAUUGAAGAAGCAAAAGCUACCAAGUGGGACAUUUGCAUUGAUGGUGACUGAAGUUAUAUCUCCUGGAGAAAUCUAUAUUCAAGUGGCCAAUCCUGAACUGGCCAGCUUGUUGGAUGUGCUAGGUACUGAUCUCAACAACAAGUUCACUCCCGGAAUUCCACCCUCUCUUGUGAUAAAAUCUCCCCCACCUAAGGGAUCUCUGUGCUGUGCUAAGUUCUCUGAUGGUUCCUGGUACAGAGCCGAGGUCUUAUCUGUGUCUGGCACCAGCUGUGAAGUGAGGUUCAUCGAUUUUGGCAAUAAAGACAUGGUCGAUUUGAAGUGCUUAGCUGUCCUUCCCGAGGAGUUUCUGUCUGCACCUUGCUUUGCCAUUUGCUGUGGACUAGCUGGAGUGAAAUCUCCUGCCGCUACUAAGGAAGCCUGGCCGCAAGAAUCAGCUGCACGGCUUGCUCAGUUAGUGGCUGACAAACUCUUGAGUGCUGAAGUGGUGAACGUAGAUCAACCUAACAAUGUUCCUCUUUUGAGACUGAGAGAUUCUGCUGAUGCCGAUUUAAGCCAUGAUUUGCUAGAGAAGGGAUUAGCAUUGACUACUGAAAAAACUUCUCCCCCCAAAAAGCAAGUUGUGUGUUCACAUCCUGUUGCGACGAUGCUGAAGAAGCUAGAGCUACCGACUGGUGUUUUCCAGGUUAUUGUGAGUGAAUGUGGGUCUCCUGGAGAAAUGUAUAUUCAACUAGCCACUCCCAAACUAGCUCAAUCGCUGAGCCAGCUGGGCGAAGAUCUCAAUGACAAGUUCUCUCCAUCUAUUCCACCGUCACUUGUUGUAGAAACGCCCCCAUCCAAAGGUUCUCUUUGUGCUGCCAAGUUCUCUGAUGGCUGCUGGUACAGAGCCGAGGUCUUAUCUGUGUUAGGCACCAGCUGUGAAGUGAGGUUCAUCGACUACGGCAACAAAGACACGGUUCUACUCUAUAAUUUAGCAACCUGUCCUAACGAGUUCUUGGUAGCACCUUGCUUUGCCAUUCAGUGUGGACUAGCUGGAGUGGAGUCUCCUAAUUCAAACAAGGUGAUCUGGCCAGAAGAAUCGAUACUGCAUCUCAAACAGCAAACUACCGACAAGCUUUUGAAGGCCAAAUUAGCCAACAUCCACCCAGUCAGCACUAUUCCCUUUUUGAAGAUGAAAGAUCCUGCUAGUACAAGUGGCACGGAUGUGAGCUCUGAGUUAAUUCAACAAGGUUUUGCAUUGAGCCCAGCCAACUUCUCUCCCAGUGCACCAACCAAAAAGUCACCAACAUCUCUAGUAGCAAAGCCUUCUCCUAAUCCUCUAGCAACUCCUUCUCUCAGUUUACAAGCAACAAAGUCUCCUAACUUCAACAUAGAAAAACAACCAAGACAAUCUCUUCCAAUGGCAACUGUGUUGAAGAAAUAUGAGUUACCUUCUGACGCUUUUCAGGUUGUUGUAAGUGAGGUGGUGUCUCCAGUAGAGAUGUAUGUUCAGCUAGCUACGACAGAGAUAGCUACAAUGCUGGACAAGCUGAGUGCUGACCUAAACAAUCAUUUAUCUUCCAACCCUCCUGUCUCUCUUAUCAGUAAAGCUCCCCCAUCCAAAGGUUCUCUCUGUGCUGCCAAAUUCUCUGACGAUUCCUGGUACAGAGCCGAGGUUAUAUCUGUGUCAUGCACCAGCUGUGAAGUGAGAUUCAUUGACUACGGUAACAAAGACAUGGUUGAUUUGAAGAAUAUGACCUAUUGUCCUGACAAGUUUUUGUCUGCACCUUGCUUUGCCAUCCGUUGUGGACUAGCUGGUGUGGAGUCUCCUAAUUCUAACAAGGCAAUUUGGCCAGAAGAAUCGAUAGUGCAUCUCAAACAGCAAACUACCGACAAGCUUUUGAAGGCCAAACUAGCCAACAUCCACCCAGUCAGCACUAUUCCCUUUUUGAAGAUGAAAGAUCCUGCUAGUACAAGUGGCACGGAUGUGAGCUCUGAGUUAAUUCAACAAGGUUUUGCAUUGAGCCCAGCCAACUCCUCUCCCAGUGCACCAACCAAAAGGUUACCAACAUCUCUAGUAGCAAACUCUUCUCCUAAUCCUCUAGCAACUCCUUCUCUCAAAUUACAAGCAGCAAAGUCUCCUAACUUCAACAUCGAACAACAACCAAGACAAUCUUUUCCAAUGGCAACUGUGUUGAAGAAUUGUGAGUUACCUUCUGACGCUUUCCAGGUUGUUGUAAGUGAGGUGGUGUCUCCAGUAGAGAUGUAUGUUCAGCUAGCUACAACGGAAGUAGCUACAAUGCUGGACAAUCUGAGUGCUGACCUAAACAAUCAUUUAUCUUCCAACCCUCCUGUCUCUCUUAUCAGCAAAGCUCCCCCAUCCAAAGGUUCUCUCUGUGCUGCCAAAUUCUCUGACGAUUCCUGGUACAGAGCCGAGGUCUUGUCUGUGUCAGGCACCAGCUGUGAAGUGAGAUUUAUCGACUACGGUAACGAAGACAUGGUUGAUUUGAAGAACAUGACCUAUUGUCCUGACAAGUUUCUGUCCGCACCUUGCUUUGCCAUCCGUUGUGGACUAGCUGGUGUGGAGUCUCCUAAUUCUAACAAGGCAAUUUGGCCAGAAGAAUCGAUAGUGCAUCUCAAACAGCAAACUGCCAACAAACUGAUGAAGGCCAAACUAGCCAACAUCCACCCAGUCAGCACUAUUCCCUUUUUGAAGAUGAAAGAUCCUGCUAGUACAAGUGGCACGGAUGUGAGCUCUGAGUUAAUUCAACAAGGUUUUGCAUUGAGCCCAGCCAACUUCUCUCCCAGUGCACCAACCAAAAAGUCACCAACAUCUCUAGUAGCAAACUCUUCUCCUAAUCCUCUAGCAACUCAUUCUCUCAGUUUACAAGCAGCAAAGUCUCCUGACUUCAACAUUGAACAACAACCAAGACUAUCUUUUCCAAUGACAACUGUUUUGAAGAAAUGUGAGUUACCUUCUGACGCUUUCCAGGUUGUUGUAAGUGAGGUGGUGUCUCCACUAGAGAUGUAUGUUCAGCUAGCUACAACGGAAGUAGCUACAAUGCUUGACAAGAUGAGUGCUGACCUAAACAAUAAGUUAUCUUCCAACCCUCCUCUUUCUCUUAUCGCCAAAGCUCUCCCAUCCAAAGGUUCUCUCUGUGCUGCCAAAUUCUCUGACAGUUCCUGGUACAGAGCUGAGGUCUUGUCUGUGUCAGGCACCAGCUGUGAAGUGAGAUUCAUUGACUACGGAAAUAAAGACACGGUUGAAUUGAAGAACAUAACCUAUUGUCCUGAAGAGUUUCUGUUCGCACCUUGCUUUGCCAUCCGUUGUGGACUAGCUGGUGUGGAGUCUCCUAAUUCAAACAAGGCAAUUUGGCCAGAAGAAUCGAUUUCACAACUCAGAAACACAACUGCUAACAAACUUAUGCAAGCCAAAGUUAUAGGCUCUGAUCGUUUCCCUUCAUUAGAUCUAUGCGACCCAGGAAGCUCGUCGAAUGUCAGCCAAGACUUGAUUCAACAGGGAUGUGCAGUGGAUCCAAGUGUUACACAUGUACAUGUACCUAUUCCCACCAAAAUAGAGCUGCCUUCUGAUACUUUCCAGCUUGUCGUGAGUGAAGCUGUGUCUCCAGCUGAGAUGUAUGUUCAGCUAGCCACUCCAGAAAAUGCUACACUUCUAGACAAAUUGAGUACAAAUCUCAAUCAUAAAUUCUCAUCCAAUCUUCCUGUUCCACUGAGAACUCCCCCAUCCAAAGGUUCCCUCUGUGCUGCCAAGUUCUCUGAUGGUUUAUGGUAUCGAGCUGAGGUUUUGUCUGUGGCAGGCACCAGCUGUGAAGUAAGAUUCAUUGACUAUGGCAACAAAGACACAGUACAACUCCACAAUAUGACUGCUUGUCCUGAAGAGUUCCUGUCAGUACCCUGCUUUGCCAUUUUGUGUUCUCUUGACAGUGUUGUUUCCCCCAAUGGUGAUCUAAGUGUAUGGCCAGAGAAAUCUAUCUCAGGAUUGAAGCAACUCGUUUCCGAUAUGUUGAUGAAAGCCAAGGUUGUACGAAAUGGUGCUGUUCCAGUGGUUAAGAUAAAGCAGGAGGAAAGUGUGGGGAAAGGUGAUGUCAGCUACCAAAUGAUUCAGCAAGGUUGGGCCCUGGAUCCAAGGAUGCUCUCAGAAUUCUGAUAACUUGAUGUUCUAUUUAGCCAACUUUCUCAUAUAUCUUAACCAACUUUUCACUUAUCAAUCAAUCAAUCAUUGUCGUACUUUGUCUCUUGCUAUUUUGUAUUCAAGGCUUGAUUUAAUUCUCCUAUUUGUACAUGUACAGUUUUUGUGUGAGGUUUUAAUUUGUAUGUGAAUGUAAUGUCACCCUGAA